Molecule: messenger RNA, 4944 nt
Organism: Thalassophryne amazonica
Lineage: Eukaryota; Metazoa; Chordata; Actinopteri; Batrachoidiformes; Batrachoididae
Gene: ddx11
Product: DEAD/H (Asp-Glu-Ala-Asp/His) box helicase 11
Exons: 28
Coding region: 2039-4711 (890 amino acids)
Biological process (GO): nucleobase-containing compound metabolic process; establishment of sister chromatid cohesion
Cellular component (GO): nucleus
Molecular function (GO): DNA binding; hydrolase activity, acting on acid anhydrides, in phosphorus-containing anhydrides; DNA helicase activity
Source: RefSeq, a predicted model, not a curated record
AAAAAUAUUGUGAUAUAAAUAACAUUUUGCUAUUUCACUUUAGUAAAUUCAUUAUAUUGUUUGAGUCAGACUCAGUCAGAUUCAGACACACCGGUGUCGCACUUUGAUUGGUCCCCCAUCUUUUAUUAUGAAAUAAUGCUGAAUUUAUGUGGAAAUGAUUGUUGUACAAAAGCUUCAGAGAUCUGUCACUGAGAUAGAUGAUCACGAGGUGAUAAUCAGUGAACUGCUGCUGAUGCUCCGAAAUGACGCACGCGCAGUUAAGGCAGGGGGACCAAUCAGAGGGGGGUACUGUUCAGACUGUGCGAAAGGCAUUCAGAGUCAUGAUUCAAGUUCCUCCACUGCUUCAUGUUCUGCACACACAGUAUGCUAAGGUGGAAAUGACAAAGGCUAUGUACACCACUGAGGUGUAAAUUAGGAUAGGUAAUUUCAGCUUUUAUUUUAUUUAAUAGUUUCUAUUUAUAUCUAUAGUUUUAGAAGUUUUUUUUUUCUAAAUAACCGGGAUGAGUACUAAUUUCGUACCAUUAACAUGUAAAUGUGAGUUGGCACAACAAAUAAAGUUCCUUGAACCUUGAUUUAGUACACUCCUAUUUGCACCACCCUCAUCUACACAAAUUGAAUGUAUAAUAUUAACUACAAUAUGGCUGCCUCUGCUCUUCUCAGGUCAAAUUCAAAAAGCCUUCUGAUAAAUUCAGAUUUAACAGCUAAAUAUUGAGCCAAACUAGCAAUAUUUUGAAGUUUCUUACCUCAAACUACCCACACCAUCCCAAAAUGCAAUACGACUGCCUCAGGUGGCACAUAUUGUGUAUCCAUAUCUGGAAAUAUGCACCACCUGGUGCAUAUUGCCUAUAUGCAGGCAUUAGUUUCGCAUUCUACGCCUUAUGGCACCGGAACUUCCAGGUAAGUCUCGUCAAGCGCCAGAGCCACUGCAGCUGACUCCACAGAAGAGCAGCAGUCGUGGUCAGGCAAAGUUAUGUCCAUCGCUGGUUCUUCCAGGUGAUCAGUGAGAGGGUUUGGUCGCUGUCUUCACUCCCAAACACUGGGACGAGGGGCAGGAAUGGAGUAGCUGUUCCACUCAAAAAAAAAAAAAAAAAAAAAAAAAAAAAAAAAAAAAAAAAAAAACACAGGGAUGGUUCCUUUUUUUUUUUUUUUUUUUUAAAGAAAUGGCGCACCUGUGUGGUUGACGGCUGCAUCACAUCAGCAGGCAGAAAAUGCCGAGAACAGACUCUGGUGUCACUCAUUACUACAAAAUGAUCCCUCUGAACACUUAUGACCCAUUUCCUUUGGUGCUCAGCAUCUUUCGGGAAAGAGAAAAAAAACUCAAAACAGAGUUACAUCGUGCAGAAGCCAUACAUUUUGGGUACACAGCAGUGAUAGCUCGAUGUGCUAUCCUCUCUCCUCUGAAAGAAAACUUGGUCUUCUUCAGUGUCAUGAAGGAUACAGACAACCACAAAAAUAUGAACAAUGACAAAAUAAAUAAAAUACUAGAAACGUUGUAAACUGAUUAGUUUUCAGAUAUUGAACAGAAUCAAACACUGGCAUCCGUUAUAACCGGAAAUUACACAGCAAUCAGAGAUUUCAACAGAAAUAUGUCACACCACUCUGUGCAUAUGUAGUCCAUUGCGCAUCCGUAUCUGGCAAUAUAUGCAUAUAUAGGCAGUCUGGGUGGAAAAUGCCAAAUUCAGACCCAGAUGACAAUUCUGUUAUACUGCAAGACUUCCAGAACUGUGCAAAGCCACUGCCGGGAUGCAGAAGCACUGCUCCAUUUUUAUUUAUUUUACUUUUUAUGCAUUCUGUGUGUGCAACCCUAACCAUUUCCACGAGCCUAACCAAAAGCCAUUCAAGAGUAAGUAAUCUGCAGCUGAAUGAUUGGUUCAGAGCCUCCUUCCGAAAACCAGAAGCAGGCAACACCCUUCCAAAAAUGGCGGGUCAGUUUAAGGAGUGCAAAAUCUUUCAGGUUGAUCGCGUCUUUGCUGAACGUUUGAUCCAUUUGUGCUCCUGAGUCUUAAUCUGCGUCUCUGCUUUGGGGACGUGGCCAAGCAUGGAGAACGGCAGAGCCCAGUUUCCGUUUCCGUACCAGCCCUACACCAUCCAGGAGCAGUUCAUGAAAGCUCUGUACAGUGCACUCGACCAGGGCAAAGUCGGCAUCUUUGAGAGUCCAACCGGAACAGGUAAGUCUCUGAGUCUGAUCUGCGGAGCACUGAGCUGGCUGAGCGAUUACGAGGAGAGGAGGAAACAGGAGGCAGCUGCUCUGCUGCAGGAAGGAGAAGCUGCUCUUUCUGCUUCUCCUGCAGAAUCCUCCUCAGCAGAACCUGACUGGAUCACAGACUUUGUUCAGAAGAAGGCAGAACGGGAUUUGGUGUCAAAGAUGAAGGAGGAUGAUCUUAAAAGAAAGAAGAGGGCAGAGCGUUUAGAAAUGAUCAGAAGCAACGUUCAACUCAAGUAUACCCUGAAAAGAAAGAGCUGUGAAGAGGAUGAAGCUUUCAAGUUGCUCCAGCUAAGUAAAAAGGAGCAAGCAGAGGUAUCAGGAGAUCCAGAGGAAGAGGAGCUUAUUGUUGCAGAAUAUAAGAGUGAUGAUGAGACAGAGAACACGAGCAGAUUGUGUGGUGCUGAUGAUGAUGAAGAGGAUCUGGUUGAAGACCAUGUCACAAAGAUUUACUACUGCAGUCGUACUCACUCCCAGCUGGCACAGUUUGUGCAUGAGGUCCAAAAAAGUCCUUUCAGCAAGGACAUCAGUGUUGUCACGCUGGGCUCACGGCAGAAUCUGUGCAUCCAUGAGGACGUGCGUCACCUCGGCAGCAUCCAGCGCAUUAAUGACCGCUGUUUGGAGAUGCAGAAAAAUAAACACGAGAAACAACAUCAAGAAGAGGAUGUUAAACGAAAGCGAGGCCCAACAAAGGCUGUGUGUCCCUAUUAUAAGGUUUCAGCCCUGCAGCAGAUGAGGGACGAAGUCCUGGGGACGGUUCAUGACAUUGAGCGCCUGCUAAAGCUGGGCCAGGAAACGCAUGCUUGUCCUUACUACGCCACCCGCCUCGCUGUUCCUCCUGCACAGUUGGUGGUGUUGCCCUACCAGAUGGUACUUCAUGAAGCAACAAGACGAGCAUGCGGGGUACAGCUGGAAGGACAGGUGCUGAUAAUAGAUGAAGCACACAAUCUCAGUGACACACUGUCCUGCAUACACAGUGCAGAGCUCUGUGGAGCACAGCUUUGCCGCACCCACUCUCAGCUCAGCCAGUAUGCUGACCGCUACAAGAGUAGGCUGAAGGCGAAGAACGUGAUGUACAUCAAACAGAUCCUGUUUGUAAUCGAGGGUCUUGUCUGUGUGCUGGGAGGUAAAGUGGGUCAGAAUCCACAGAGCCAAACGACAGAACCAGGAACAAAAAUGCUCACCAUUAAUGACUUCCUCUUCAAGGCCCAGAUCGACAACAUCAACUUGUUUAAGCUGCAGAGAUAUUUUGAGAAGAGCAUGAUCAGCAGAAAACUGGGUGGUUUCAUGGAGAAGUACUCUGGUUCGGGUGUGACUCCGCACACGCUGACCAGCUCCAACAAGGAGAACCGUCGCACAGAAGGCUUAAACCGCUACCUUCAAACGCUACAGAGCAGCCAUGCCACCGCGCAAGUUUCCUCAGUAGACCAGAAGGGGUCUGUAGAGGCACAGAAAAUGCUGGUAGCAUCUCCCAUGAUGCAGGUGGAGAGCUUUUUCCUGGCUCUCACCAACGCCAAUAAGGAUGGCAGAGUUGUGUUGCACAAACAAGGAACUUUGUCAGAGAGCAGUGUCAGGUUCCUGCUGCUGAAUCCAGCUGUUCACUUUGCUCAGGUGCUGAAGGAGUGCAGAGCUGUCAUAAUUGCGGGAGGAACCAUGCAGCCAGUUUCAGACUUCAAACAAGAGCUGCUCUUCUCUGCCGGCGUGAGCGAGGAACGCAUUGUUGAGUUUUCUUGUGGCCAUGUAAUUCCGCCUGAGAACAUUCUUCCCAUCGUCCUGUGCAGCGGCCCAUCUGGUCAGGAGCUCGACUUCACAUUUCAGCACAGAGACUCUCCCAAGAUGAUGGACGAGACGGGCCGCAUUCUCUCCAACAUUUGUAACGUGGUCCCAGGUGGUGUUGUGUGCUUCUUCCCAUCUUACGAGUACUCGAGGAGGGUCAUUUCCCACUGGGAGGGCAGCGGCGCACUGACUCGUCUUGCCAGUAAGAAAAAGAUAUUCCAGGAGCCUAAAAAGGCCAAUCAGGUGGAUCAGGUUCUGAGCGAGUUCUCCCGCUGUAUCCAGAGGUGCGCCGCGGAUAGAGGCGGACUGACAGGAGCGAUCCUAUUCUCCGUGGUAGGCGGAAAGAUGAGCGAGGGCAUCAAUUUCUCUGAUGACUUGGGCAGGUGUGUAGUGAUGGUGGGAAUGCCUUAUCCCAACAUUAAAUCUCUGGAGCUGCAAGAAAAGAUGUCCUACCUGGACAAACACCUGCCUCACAGCGUGGGGAGGAGCCCUGGACAGGCCCUGAUAGAAAAUCUCUGCAUGAAGGCUGUCAAUCAGUCCAUAGGAAGAGCUAUCCGUCACCGUGGCGAUUAUUCCUCCAUUAUUCUGUGUGACAGACGUUACGCCCGACUGGCGACACUCGCCAAACUUCCCAACUGGAUCAGAGCUCACACAAGCACAUGCACAACUUUUGGCUCCGCUUUUGAUGCUUUGCGAAAGUUCUUCUUGGAGAAGAAACAGAAGCAUGUAUAGUUUCUUCAGACUGUUCUCAAUCAGAAUCACCGCAGCAAGGACCAGUUUGGGAAAAGUCUGCUUUCCUUCACAACAUAAAAACACAUUUAUGAGGCUACAUGUUGACCGUUCAGACCUCUGUUAAGAGGAAACUAACCAGACAGUUUGUUUCUGAUGACUUAAGUUUGUCCUGGUUUGACAGCUUGAUUUAAGAGUCCAUACACAUGCUGCAAGCUAAAAACCAAAUGCACCCA